This is a messenger RNA of Sitodiplosis mosellana (orange wheat blossom midge), 1575 nucleotides long. RefSeq names its product putative glucosylceramidase 4. Gene Ontology annotation, molecular function: glucosylceramidase activity. The transcript has a single exon. The record is from RefSeq and is a predicted model, not a curated record. Lineage: Eukaryota; Metazoa; Arthropoda; Insecta; Diptera; Cecidomyiidae. Gene Ontology annotation, biological process: glucosylceramide catabolic process. Bases 1 to 1575 code for a protein of 524 amino acids.
AUGUACAAAUUGUAUAUUCUUACAUUGUUGGGCAUUGCCUUUGCAUUGAAUACGCCAUUCCCGUGUAUACCAAAGAACGUUAAAUUCGGGAUAGUUUGCGUUUGUAACAGCACAUAUUGUGAUACUUUGAAUAUUCCGGAAUCAAAUGAAAGUAAACGUUUCACUUUGGUAACCUCUUCCAAAGGCGGUGAACGUUUUUCCUACUCCGAAGGAGCGUUUUCGAGCAGAAUAAUAAAAGUGAAUAGACCUGUAUCAUUUUUGUACAUCAAUACUCGUGAAGUUCGCCAACAAAUACAUGGAUUUGGUACAGCGAUCAGUGGCGCUGUCACCUAUGUGCUGAACAAAUUAUCACCAAAACUUCGAGAAUAUGUCUACAAUAGUUACUAUUCGAGUGAUGUGGGAAUGGGCUACGAGUUUAUGAGAGUACCAAUUGGCGGAACUGAUUUUGAGUACUCUGGACCUUGGGCUUACAAUGAAACUCCUGAAGAAGACAUCUCCUUGAGUAAUUUCACACAAUUGGACCAACGAGAUGUUGAAAACAAUUUUCACAUCCGCGAAAUGAUGCGCGUGUCAAAGAAUGCUUCCAUCAAAGUCUUAGCUGCGGCUUGGAGUCCUCCGCGAUGGUUAAAAGUGAAGUAUGAGUGGGAAAAUUCCCUUGGAAAUGAACUUAAACCGGAAUAUUAUCAAACUUGGGCCAAUUAUCACUUGAAAUGGUUGGACUUGAUGGAAAAAGACAAAGUUAAAAUUUUCGCGCUUUCGACUGGUAAUGAACCGGCUACUGCAGCAACAGGUCAAAUACCGUUUCAAAUAUUGGGAUGGCGUGCAUCAAAUCAAGCCAAAUGGAUUGCAGAAAAUCUAGGACCAACAAUUGCAAAUUCAAAUUAUUCACACGUUCAAAUUCAUGGUUAUGAUGAUAAUCGAGAUAAGUCACUCUCUUGGAUAAGUGAAAUGAAAGAAACAUACCCAAAAUCGAUGAGUUAUAUACAAGCAUUCAACAUUCAUGGAUAUUUAGAUCGAAUGACAUCACCAAGCAUCUUAGAUCAAAUACACUGGGCAUAUAAAGAUAAGCCAAUUUUGUACUCUGAAAUGUCUUUUGGCGCAAUGAAUUCGGUAGGAGAGUAUGGUCCUAGGCUUGGAUCUUGGGAACGUGCAGAACAAUUGAUUAAUAUUUUAAUUAGUGCCUUAAAUCAUUUUGUGGUUUCGUAUAUCGAUUGGAACAUGAUUCUAGAUCAAAACGGUGGACCAAAUUACAUUAAAAACUAUCUUGAUGCCAUGAUCAUGACCAAUGCUGACUUUACAGAACUAUACAAACAACCACUGUUUUAUGCGAUGGCACAUUUUUCACGCUUCAUACCGCCCAAAUCCGUUCGAAUCGAUACAAAAUUAAUCGGAAUACAUGUUCAACAAGUGCAAACUUUGGCAUUUUUACGUCCCGAUAAAAAAAUUUCAGUUAUUCUCUACAAUAACAACACUUUACAAUCGACUUAUUUAAAAAUAAUGAAUUGGUCAAAAGGUCUAGCAUUGAUUGAACUGAAACCAAAAUCCAUAAAUACAUUUAUAUAUUCAAUUGAAUGA